Pomacea canaliculata is the source of this 8255-nucleotide messenger RNA. RefSeq names its product elongin-A-like. Gene Ontology annotation, biological process: transcription elongation by RNA polymerase II. Gene Ontology annotation, cellular component: elongin complex; nucleus. The coding region runs from base 486 to 4532 and encodes 1348 amino acids. Lineage: Eukaryota; Metazoa; Mollusca; Gastropoda; Architaenioglossa; Ampullariidae. The transcript has 11 exons. The record is from RefSeq and is a predicted model, not a curated record.
UACUGGUUGGUCACGUGUGGGUACUCAUUCAAGUGUCUUAUUUACACAAAAUACUUAUUAGACAGGUGCAGUAAAAGUGUAUGAAAGUCGCUACUGAAAAAAUUCAGUAUGAUGCUCAACAUAAUUCUUUACAGCAUAACAUAAAAGCAGCCACAGUAUUCAUUCUUUUAUCACAGAAAAGAUUCCGCUAGAACACGAAUAUCCCUGGACUGCUGGCAGACAAUUUUUUUCCAGUUAACUACUAAAACGAAGCAUGAGACUUCAAAGCUUUCGAUUUAGUCACAUUCUUUGUGGAGGCUCGCCGAGACCAACAGCGGAGAACUUCGCAAGAGGCUACGCGUUGGUCUCGGCAGACAGACAGCAGUCCACCUACACACGUGCGUGGUUAGAAACAAGUUGCAUGGCAAUCAAAGGGACAUAACUGUCAAGCCUCCAAUUAUUCCUUUAAGAGUGCAUUCCCUUGAAGGUUUACAAGAUGCUGUGAGAUGGCGGAUCUGCUUCACAAGCUGCGAAAAUAUAAAGCAUACUUGAAGGUGCAUCCUGAUGGCGAUAAGGUGCUGCCUGUACUUCAGAAGCUUUCCACUCUUCCUAUGUCAAUAGCAACAUUGCAGGAAACUGGAAUUGGAAAAGUGGUUAACGGUUUUCGGAAACAGGAUGGAGAUGUUGGUGAUUGUGCAAAAUCUUUAGUUGCACAAUGGAAGGAUCUGGUGACUGCAGAGGCAAAACAGAGGCAGCAUGAAAGUGAUGAAAGUGGUGAUGACAGAGCUGCUGAAUCAGAACAGGAUGAAAACAGAGAUGAAGCAGCAGAAGAAGAAGAGAGUAUGAGACAUAAUGAAGAGAGUAGUGAUGAAAACCAUUAUCAAGAAACAUAUGAAAACUGUGAGAAUGAAGAUGAGCCUUAUGAUGAUGGAAGAGAAGCUUCUGACAGUUCUGAUCACGUCCAAGAAAGUGAGAAUGAUGAUCAAGAUGACUCUCACUGCAGCAUGCAACAUGAUGACGAAAACAACUCCGAUGAAAGUGAGGAAGAUACUUGUCGCAAAUCCCAUUAUAAAAGCAGACAAGAUGACGAGGAUAUUGGUCAGGCAUUUAAGAUGGGAAAGCUUCACAGUCAUUAUUCAUCCCAUAAUAAUGCCACACUAGAGCACACCUCGACAAAGAGAGAUGCUCGAAGAGAAGUUAAAGAAAAGCAUCGUAGUAGCCACAAGUCUUCAUCUUCAAGUGCCAAACACCACAUUAACCAUGGAGAUUUUGACCGAAACACAGACAUUAAGCACAGCAGUCAUGUUAAAACUGCUGACAGACAGCCAGAUGGACAUCAUGAAAGUGCCUCCAGGCACAAGGAGGACAAGAACAGAUCAUCCUCAAGAAGUAAACAUCCACAUAAAAGUGAGUCUGAAAAUCAGGCUUCUAAGAGUCAUCACCAAAAUUCAUCACGCUCUUCAACGCAUUCUUUGUCAUCCAAAGACCAGACCUCAACAAAAUGUCAUAACAAGGAGGGGUUACACUCAAGCACUUAUCAGUCUUUAUCAAACUCAAGCUUAAAAACUAACAGCUUUUCAUCCCACACUACACCAGAUGACAAGCAGUCUUCUAAAUUAGAAACUCGGCAUUCAGACAGCAGCAAAUCUUUAGGCAACAAAACUGUUUCAUCCAGACUUUCUGAUUCAGGUAGCACAUCCAAACCAACAAAUUCAGGUAGCAGUAAGUCCACAGAUGAGAAGAUUGUUAAGUCUGGUUCAAAGCAUCAGAAUCAUGAAAAAUCCAGCAAACCAAUGCCAACGUCUGGCCUGCGGCAUUCAGGUGAAAAAGAUUCAUCUGCAAGAAAAAAUAUUUCCAAGACAGAUCAUGGAUCAAGCAAAGAUAAGGAAAGACAGAAACACAAAGAAGGACAUUCCUCAGAAAGCAGGCAGGCAUCCUCUCAAGACAGACAUUCAAAACAUGUUGCAGAACCACAAAGGCAAACUUUAGGCCAAGCUAGCAAAUCUGGCAGGAGUAACCCACUUUCAGUCAAAGAGACCUGCAGACCUCAUCUUGAAAGUGAAGAGGAGGAGAGAGGAGGAACAGCAGAAUCCUGUGAUGAUUAUGAGGAAUACAUUGACAGGUGGGUAGAGGAUGGUGUUGUUGAGUACAACCCUAGUGCUGUUAAGCCAAAGGCUGCAAAGAAGAAGAGGCUGUCAACAUCUGAAUCGGAAAGAAGUCAAAGCAUUGAAGACUACGAAGAAUAUAUAAGUAAGCAGGCUGCGCAUGCCUCUGCAGAUUUUGUAGAGUACACCCCUGGGCCUGUGAGCAAAGACAGUGACAAAAACCACUCUCGGCACAACAAGGACCAAAAAAGUUCUAAACACAGUCAUUCAACAAGUGACAAACAUCAUUCCCGUAGUGACAAGAGCAACUCUAAACUACAGAAAUCUUGUGAAAUACAUUCUGUGGACUACGUUCCAACAAAGAUACAAAGAGACAAAGUCAGUUCACAUGAACCUAAUAAAGCUGCAGAUCCUUUGCACAAAAAAGUCAAGUCUUGUGCCCAUGAGGAGUACACUGUGCUUGAAGACAGUGACGGUGAGAAUGAGAAUGCUGAAUACAUCCCAAGCCCCAUCAAACAAGGAAAAGAGCGUAAGCCAGUAUUCGAGGUCUUCAGUGGUGACGAUGAACAUUUGGAUACAGAAUGCAGGAGUAGAGAAACAAAGACCAAGACUAAACAUAAGGAGCAGGUUCAAGAUGAAAAGCUACAUUACGGAAAUGAGCAAAGGAAAUCCUCCCAUUCCUUAUCCUCACAGAACUCGAGCAAAAAUUAUAAUGAUGAAAAACAAGUAGACAGGAAAGUGCGUUACGAUGGGAAAAUUUUUAGUGAACCAAAGCAAAAUUUUACAAUGCACUCAAAGUCAACAGGCUCAGGAAAAAAUACAGAGAAGCAAAAACAUGGUGAAAGUCAAGACACAGAAAGCAGGAAGCCGAGCGAUAGGAAAUCCAAGCUUGAUUCACAUGUCACCGGAACAUCCAAGAGUGAUCGGAAUGUCAAAGGUGUUCCAUCCCAUUUAGGUUCUUUGGAUACAAAGAAAGAUAGCACAUCUCAUGGCAAGGGCACUACAUCUUCAGCCUCGAAGCCCAAAAGCAAGUCUCAUCUUGUGAGUGAGGCUACUGAAUAUAGCCUCUUCAGCUGUCCAGAUGAUCACACCAUCAAAACAAGCAUCAAAAAGGAAUCUAAAGUUCCUGCAUCUUCAUCUGUUCGUCAUGCAGACAAAAGCAAAUCUUAUGACAAAUCUGUAGUAAAAGACAGCAGCAAGGUGCAGGGUAGACAUUCAAAAACCUUUCCGGAUGAAAAAUCUUCACAAGACAAUAAAUUGUCAUCAGAAAAGACCUAUCACAGUGUCAGCAGAGACAAACACAGUGAACACAAACAAAUAUCAAAGUCAAAGGAAAUUGUAGACAAAAUCUCUUUCAAGCCAAAGGACAGAGAUAUCAGUGAUGAUCACGAACACAAGGGAAAGUCUUUCAAAACAAAGAACAGUGAGGUCGGUGACAGAAAGUCUGAUAUCGCAGAAUAUUCCAUGCCUGUUGAUGACGGCGUUUCCUUUGAAGACUUUAUGAACUAUGAUGAAGCAUCUGUCAAGAAGAAGAAGAAGACAGCAGACAAAUCUUCAAAGAUUAAGGAACCUUCAAGGAAAAGUGAAAAGACUUCUCCUGUGCCUGCUAGAGAGAUUAAAAUCACAAAUGAAGAUAUUUUGAACAUGCUACCAGAGACGAGUGCCAACUAUAGACCUUUCCGAUUUCACCCCAUUGAUGAAGAAAGACACAAGGAAAAGGAAGGCAUCUAUGUGGACCCCAUGCUGAUUGGAUCAAAAACCACCUCUCGUACAAAAGUUUAUUCAGGGCAGCGUCAUGGUUUGACGGAGGUGAAGUCGUUGUUCGACCUUUGCACUCAGGUCCUGAUUGACAACAUAGAUGCCAUUGACUAUGUUGGCGGCAUUCCCUAUGAUAUCUUGAGGCCUGUGUUGGAGAGAGCUACACCUGCACAACUGUUCAACCUGGAAAACUAUAACCACCAUUUCCUGGAAGAUACUGACAGCUUGUGGCAGGCACACUGUGAGCGAGACUUCCGUGGCUGUGAGCCAGAUGAGAUAGAGACGUGGAGAGAGCUGUACCUGCGUAAGUAUGAUGAACGAGAGGCCAAGUACCAGAAGCUGAAGACAGCCAUGUCAAGCACCAUCACUCGUGGCCAGGCUGGCCGAAAAGUUCGACUAGCUUUUACGGAUACCAUUGCAAAACCACCACGAGAUGUCCUACGCAGACAGAUGAAGUAUGGCACAGCUGGAAUUUCACGUGCUGGUCGGCCAAUUCCAUCUGCCAACAAAAGGUCCAUGGAUGGAUCCUCAUCUUCUGGUACUUUGCAACAUUUGAAAGAUUACCGACAGAUAGGUGCCUCAGCAAUCGCUUUGGCCACCAGAGUUGACCCAUUCCAGACUAACAAGCCAAGGAUAGUGGCUCCAAUGAUGCAGAAGACACUCAAAAUGCUGAAGAAAAUGCGACACUAAGCAAGAGUCUCUGCACCAGAAAAAACUCCCAGCUUCUAAUGAUCUCACAUCAUCUGUCUCUGGUCUUAACAGCUAAUAGAAUUGCACCAUAAAGUGAAAGUGAAGUUUCAGAAACAUGGAAAACAUAUUUUGUUUUCUGCUUGUUAAUACCAGUAGGGUAGCAAAGAGGGUAUGUUACAUGGAAGUGGGCAGGAUCUGACCACACAAAUCCUGAAUUCCCGUCCCUCAACAUAUCCACUUGUAGUAAACUGAUAAUGCAACAUCUUGCAUAGUUUUUAGCAGGUUAUUAGGGUGUGAAAUUCUUGAAGGUAGUGGUCUGUAAUACUGAAUCCUACACAAAGCUGUUUAUUACAUUGACUAAUAUUCCUUGCCUAGUGAACCACUGGUGCAAAUUAUGUGAGAAAGUGACAUGCAUGGAAGGGCAAGAAAUGUGUGCUACAUAUCUGUGCAGACGCCGUAGCAUUCUGCUGGAUUUUGUUCCACUGCGUGCUUUGACACUGAAAGAGAGAAUGCAGAGGUACUUCUUGUGUUUGUUCUUCAAAGGCCUACACACAUUUAAAAAUGUGUUUUAUGAACACUCACCACAAAAUUUGCUGUGCUUAAAUUUGUACAUAGGUGUUCUUGAGUCUUCCCUUUUUGACUGAAUCGUGCAAAGAGUUUAACAGUUGACAAAUAGUUUCCUCAUGCGGCUGCCUGAAGUGUUGGAUUGCUUCACUUGUACCCAUAGGCAUAAAAGUGUUUUAUUAUAUAGUUGUUUAAUCCCAGAUUUUAUUUUUGUUGUUUUGCUAUAGUGAAGUAAUAGAAAUGUGUGUGUAUAUAUAUAUAGAUCUGUUGAAGAUAGAUCACUUCCCAGAUAACUGUCACAAAACUUUUCCCACUUUCCUGAUUUUAAUGUCUGUAUGCAAAGGAAGAACUGACAAGUUUCUAAAAUAAUUUCUGCAGCUUUCUUUUGCAUAUGUAAAUUCUCCAUAUAAAGUGUGGCUUCUUUCAUAGGUUUGAGAAGAUAAUUUAAGCAUAUUUUGUGCUAGCUGCCAAGUGUGAAAAAAAAAGAUUUUAAAUGUAGAAAAUGAACCAACACGACAUAAAGAGAGUAUUAUUAUUAUUGUGACUUGGUGCUGAGGAAGUAGAUAAUUUAUGUGCUAAAAUUUGAACAAGUCUUACUGAAAUUUGAGGCUUAUUACUUCCCCUUCCCCCAUACAUACUUUAAUGCACCUUUUAUAUGCCCUGAACAGGGUAUGGCUUUCGAUGACAUUUUUUUGUAUUUUAAGUUUUUUUUUUAAAUAGAUUAUGCAAAAAGCAUGCUGAAAUUGAUAACGAGAAGUAAAAGAAACACGGAUUAAGCAAAUAUCAUCCAUUAAUGUUGUAAAAAAAAAAGUUGAUCACAAGUGCCUAGAAAAGAAUGAGUGGCACCUAAUUUUUUUUUUAUUGUGUAAGUGCAUACUUGUGUCUUUGUGCAUGCAUGUGUAUUCAUUUUUUAUGUAUAUAAAGCAUGUUUUUUGAACAUGCAAGGCAAGGUUUUGCCUGAGAGUCCUGAUAAAUAUUCAUAUUCAUUUGAGAACGUGUUACUUUACAUAAACGACACUGCAUUCAUUUUGACAUUUGUGUCUGUUGGCAUGAAUGGCUGUACCUCUUCUUGAGGAGUUUUAAGAACAUAUGUUAAUAUUGCUUUUAGAAAUGUAGAGGGGCAAUGAUUUGUUCCUUGUUAUAAACUUUUUAUUGUGUGACUAGUAUUUGACAUACAGUCAUUCUGUAAAGAUCUAUGUCUUAUAUGGUGGGUGGUUCCUUGAAGUGAAAUGAAAGUACUCUUUUUGCCUGGUGCAGAUUCCUUACUGUGGUAUAUGCUUUAUUGUGUGUGUAGUCAAGUGCAAUCAGCAUGACAGUGUGUGUAGUAAAGUAUGUUGGAAGAAUGUUGAUCGUGAAUAGCAUAUGAGGCAGGUGGCUUUGUGAUGUUUGCAACUAUAAGUUUGCAAAGUGAUGUCCAUGUUGAGUUGAAAAUACUUAUAAUCAUUUCCUGGUGUUGUACGUCAUGUUGUAUUCUGGCAACACAUUCACUGAGCCCUGCUUGUACCAAAACAGCAUACCUGAAUUACGACAUGUCUAUGAUGAUGGUGUGUACUGUUAAGAAAUUUUUAAACAAUAUUUUUCUUAGGAAUCAUAUCUAAGAAAAUGGAUUGCAAGCUACAUAUGUAGAUAUAUUGACAGGCAGGGUAAUUCACUGAAUGUUCAUGGUGUUAAAAAGGAAUACGAGACAGUUUUAGGAUUGUGUACAGCAAGUGUACAGCAAGUAUACCCUGACCUAUUUAAGUUCAUCUAUGGGGUUUGCAAGUUUACCGUCAUAUUUAUUACCUAUGAGAAAACUGGAACUUUAGCUUUUCACUCUAUUUAGUCAUAUUUAUUAUAGUGAUAAUUUUUUAAAGAGGUGAUAAUAGAAUGAUGACAUUUUUUUUCUGGAGCUGGACUGAUAACAUUUUGUAAACUUUUCUUGACAGUUCUAUUGAUGUUUUGCAGAAGUAUGUUUGCUACAGGCAUACGGUUUGGUACUAGAAUGAUUCAUGUGACUUACACAAAAAGUCUUGUUAUUGUCUUUCAGUUGGGAUAAAUUGGUAGAGCAAGAGAGUGAACUGUCUUUUGAACACUAUAGCUGUAGGCCUUACACAAAAUGAUAUCUAUUGGCCAUCUAUUUUGGUGGCCUCCUUCCUCACGUUAGGCAGUCUGUAAACCACAGCAACGCACAGAAAAAUUUCUUUUAAACAGAUUUGCCAGAAUGAAUCCCUGCUGAAUAGUAACAGUUGCCUGCCUUGCCACAUUGUUUGAAAGUUGACUUCUUAGCUUUCUUUUGAGAUGCUAGUCAUGACUGGAAGGAAGAAAGUGAUCAUAAAAUGCUGCAUAUAAAGUUAAAUGCCCCAUAUUGCCUUUUUAAUCUGUGCAACGGGUAUGUGCCUUCUAGUGCGGUUUAUUCUUUUUAUCAGCCAUAUUUUGUAGCUUGAUCACACUUGACCCAAAACAGAUUGAGUCAUCAUUUGAAUGGGUAGCAAGUAGUAAAUGUGUUCAUGGCUUGAAAAUGAUUUUGCAGUUUAGCUUCUGUUCCUUCUUCAGACCUUGCCCCAUGAGCCCAACCACAGGGUGUAGGCUUCAGGACUGAAUUCAUUCUCUUAUUGCCUAUGUUGUCUUGCCAGCUAGUUCUUUUUUCAAUUGUUAUUACUGCUUAUAAACAUAUGCCUACUUGUGCAUGAAACUCAGAAGCCAGUUAGAGAUUUAAUAAACAAAAAUGAAGUAUAUUUACAGCACAGUGCACUUUACAAAUUUACAUGGGAAAUAUACAAAUACAGGCUGUCAAUGUACAAAAGUGUCGACUAAAACCUGUCAAAAUGUAGAGACGAUUAUAACCAAAUUUAACAGGCUGCGGACAUCGAUAAACAAACUGUCAGAUCUAGAGUUUCUAUGCCCUUCCUGUGGAAGACAACCCUCACAGCAUGACUGAAUUUUUUUUUUUUUUCACUCGGGAAUUUUUAUUUCUUCUGGUCCAGAAAUUAUUUGUGCACAUUAGUAGGUAAAAGCAAUACAAUUAUUAAAGUGAGAUCAAGACCAAUAGAUUUUUUAUGAGAAUUUUUGAAGUUAUUGAAGAGAUUUUUGUCAAGUUUUCAUUCAUGAUUUUAUGGAAUGUUAAAAUGGUUUAAAGAUGGGACACAUCCAACUAAAAGUUUUAUAUUUGUAGGGACAAAC